AUGGCCACGCGCAUCGUCCAUGUAGGCCUCAUUGGCUGCGGCGAGGUCGCCCAGGUCAUCCACAUCCCCAACCUACUCCAUAUGAACAGCUUCUUCCGCAUCACGCACCUCUGCGAUGUCUCGCCCUCCUCGCUCUCCCACUGCGCGACCAAGAUCCCCAACCCUGACCUCAAGACCACCGCCUCCGCUGACGACCUCUGCGCGGACCCGGAGGUGGAGGUGGUCAUGGUCGUCAACUCGGACGAGUACCACGCGGAGCAUGUCGUCCUCGCGCUGGCGCACGACAAGCACGUCCUCAUCGAGAAGCCCGUCGCGCUCACGAGACGCGACGUCCAAAAGGUGCUCGAUGCAGAGAAGAAGAGCAAGGGCCGCGUCAUGGUCGGCUACAUGCGUCGCUACGCCAUGGUCUUUGAGGACGCGGUCGAGGAGAUUGGCGGCAUGGACCGGAUCGACUACGCGCGGGUGCGGGACAUUAUUGGCUCCAAUUCCUUCUUUGUGGAUCAGUCUGGCACUUUUCCCAUCAAACCCAGCGACUUCUCUGCUGAGGAUACGCAGGGGAGGACACAGCGUGCUGAGGAGCAGGUGAAGACCGCCAUGGCCGAGGUGGGCGGCGGAGUACCUGUGAACGACGAGACGACCCGGAUGUGGAGGCUGCUGGGUGGUCUGGGCUCGCACGACCUGUCGCUCAUGAGGGAGGCGAUCGGGAUGCCGGACAGGGUGGUGGGCUCGUCGCUCGGGACGCCCUUUUGGAACGCGCUACUGAAAUACCCAACCUUUACUGUCUCCUACGAGUCGGGCAUCGACAACAUCCCGCGAUUCGAUGCCCACAUUGAGAUCUACAGCGCGAGCAAAUCCGUCCGGGUGCAGUACGACACGCCGUAUGUCAAGGGGCUGCCCAUCACGAUGCACGUCAGCGAGAACGCCAAUGGCGCGUACAAGGAGACGACAAUCCGCAAGACGUAUGAGGACCCCUACACCAUCGAGUUGAGGAAGUUGUACGGCAUGGUGGUCCGAGGGGACAGCGUCAAGACGACGGUGGCCGACGCGAUGGAUGAUCUGGUGCUGUUCGGCAUGAUCAUGCGACAUCACUACGGGACGUCCUGA
Emericellopsis cladophorae is the source of this 1104-nucleotide messenger RNA. RefSeq lists its product as uncharacterized. The transcript has 2 exons. Gene Ontology annotation, cellular component: cytoplasm. The record is from RefSeq and is a predicted model, not a curated record. The coding region runs from base 1 to 1104 and encodes 367 amino acids. Gene Ontology annotation, molecular function: nucleotide binding; oxidoreductase activity. NCBI's taxonomy places the organism in Eukaryota, Fungi, Ascomycota, Sordariomycetes, Hypocreales, Bionectriaceae. Gene Ontology annotation, biological process: NADPH regeneration.